CGCGCCGCUGCGCCGGGCCCGCUGCCGCCGCCGCGGGAUCGCCGCCCCUCCCCCAGCCCGCCGGCCCCACCGGCCCGCGGGGCGCGGACGCGCGUGGCGGCUGCUCGGUGCGACCAUCUUUGGAGCCUGCCCCAGGAUGCCCCGGGGGUGUGGAUGACCAGCCGUCCAGUGGCCCCCGCGGUCCAGGUCCGGAUGUCGCUGCCUGAGGGCCGCCGGUGGCCCCGUGCCCUAGUUUCCUGACGCAGGGACCCUGCCCGUUUGGUCCCCACCUGGCUGCUCUGGGGCCAGGGAAGGCGCGGGAGUAGUUUCCCCCGCCAAGCACGCGCGCCACGGCGCAGGGCCCGGGAGGAAGGGACUUGGCCCCGGAGGGCAGCACCUUCGCUCAUCGGCUCGGCAAAAUGACCAGCCUGUUCCGCCGGAGCAGCAGUGGCGGCGGCGGCGGCGGCGGCGGGGGCGGGGGCGGCUCCGCAGGGGCGCGCGGGGCCGGGGGCAGUGCCACGGCCUCCUCGCAGGAGCUCAACAACAGCCGGCCCCCGCGGCAGGUGCGCCGCCUCGAGUUCAACCAGGCCAUGGACGACUUCAAGACCAUGUUCCCCAACAUGGAUUAUGAUAUCAUCGAGUGCGUGCUGCGCGCCAACAGCGGGGCUGUGGACGCCACCAUCGACCAGCUGCUGCAGAUGAACCUGGAGGGGGGUGGUGGCAGCGUCUACGAAGACAGCUCCGACUCGGAGGACAGCAUCCCCCCGGAGAUCUUGGAAAGGACUUUGGAACCCGAUAGCUCCGAUGAAGAGCCCCCGCCUGUGUACUCCCCGCCAGCCUACCACAUGCACAUGUUCGACAGGCCUUACCCGCUGGCUCCCCCCACUCCGCCUCCCCGCAUCGAUGUGCUGGGCCCCGCGCCCCUCUCCAGCCAGAGGCACUAUCGGAACUGGAACCCGCCACUGCUGGGCAACCUCCCGGAUGACUUUCUCCGCAUCCUGCCCCAGCAGCUGGACAGCGUACAGGGCAACCCCGGGGGCUCCAAGCCCAUGAGCAGAGAGGGAGGCCUGCCCCCUACGGCCGGGCCUGGGACGCGCGACCAGGAGAGCCUCUGGAAGCAGUACCUGGAGGACGAGAGGAUCGCGCUCUUCCUGCAGAACGAGGAAUUCAUGAAGGAGCUGCAGCGCAACAGGGACUUCCUCCUGGCGCUGGAGAGAGAUCGACUGAAAUACGAGUCCCAGAAAUCCAAGUCCAGCAGCGUGGCUGUGGGGAAUGACUUCGGCUUUCCCUCUCCUGCCCCAGGAACCAGUGACGCCAACCCUGCUGUGUCUGAAGAUGCCUUAUUCAGGGACAAGUUGAAACACAUGGGCAAAUCCACUCAGAGGAAGCUGUUUGAACUGGCUAGGGCCUUCUCGGAGAAGACCAAGAUGAGGAAGUCAAAGAGGAAACACUUGUUGAAGCAUCAGUCGCUGGGGGCUGCUGCGUCAACAGCCAAUCUCCUGGAUGACGUGGAGGGCCACACCUAUGAUGAAGACUUCCGGGGAAGGCGACAGGAGGUGCCCAAGGUGGAGGAAGCCCUAAGGGAAGGACAGUAAGAGAUGACAGCAGUUCCUCCUCGCUGGAGAUGAUCUGACCCAGUGGAGGCGGCCAGAGAGCGGCACCGGCCCCCCGUCGAAGAGCCUAGCUGCGGCUGGACAGAUGGUGCUGACUGCCGAGGCCCAGCGAUUCUCUGGCCGCCGUCCAGCCCAGACACUGCCACUUUCUGUGGGACUUGGAACUUUGGAGUUGCAUGCUGUGAUUGGAGAAAGGAUCUGGGGGAGGGGGGUGCGCAGGCCAACCAGGGCUCCUUUGUAGCCUGGCUGUUCUAUGGGCAAUGAUGGAAAUGCAGGAUCCAAACCCCUUCUUUAAAAAAAAAAUAUCCAGAAACAGGCAAAGGUUGGAGGCUCUUUGGCCUGAAGGUGGAGCCCCUACCUCUCACGCUUCCCAACCUUCUGGACCACGGACAAUGCCUGACCCCCUGUCCCAUCCCCUGCUCCCUCCUGGGCACUUUGAGCCCUUUAUUCCCACUGUCUUCUGCAUCUCAGCCUUUUCCAGGGGCUGCUCACACUGGGCACAGCCCCUGUGCAGAGCUCCAGGUGGGAGAGCCCCGGGCAGCCACUCGGCCCCUGGAGGAGUGAUGGGCCACGGAAGAGGGUUAUCUGCUGACUGCCCUGCCUGGGCCCCGCUGGCGCCUCUUUUAGGAGCUGGCAUGGCCCCCAGCAGGGAUGGGGAGGGUGGCCACCCCGGAGCUGGAGGACUCUGGCUAGGCAGUAGUCUGCAGCAAGGGAAAGGGGUUGCCAGUCUGGGUGGGAGCACCUGGGGCAAAAGGGUUUGCUGGGUGCCCCUUGCCAAGAGCGAGAAGGUGAAUGAUCUGAGGAUGAAAACUCUGGUUCUACCAACCUUACCUGGCAUCAACCACUGCCAACGGGAGGGAGAUUGCCCGAUCUCCCUGGCGCCACCAUCAGGAUGGGAAGGCGCUGACCUCUUGGGAGACCCGGGAAUCCUGGGCCGCCCGAGGUUUCAGCCACCCCACCCACCGAGUGUGGAAGCAGCCCAACCCCCGCAGGGCUGGCAGUGAGAACCAAGCCUUUGCGGGGCCCCAGGUGGCCUCAGGUCACCCUGAGAAAAUGAGGGCAUGGCGGGCGCUCAGGACCGCAGGCGGAGGCGACACCGCCAGCGCACCUCAUUCCUCCCGCGCCGCUUGACCAAGUUUGGAAGCGCGCGGGCUGGCCCUGCCUAGGAGGGGCCGCCUGCCCUCUACUGCGUCUGGGCCGGGAUAUAGCCCUCGGCCCGAGCUACAGCCGGGCCUGACCCCGAGGGGCUGAGGGGUGCCUCGGGCUGUGGCCCGGCUCCUCUCUGCUCUAGAGCCCGGCGCACCGCGGGGAAGCCCCAGCCCCAAGUGUGUGUAUUGCUGUAAGUGUUUUUUUUUCUUCCCUUUUUCCCCCCUUCUAUGUGUGGGUUUUCUCUUGGGGCUGUUUCACAGGAAUUCCUGUAAUAAAGACUUGGUGUUCUCUU
Molecule: messenger RNA, 3033 nt
Organism: Phyllostomus discolor (pale spear-nosed bat)
Lineage: Eukaryota; Metazoa; Chordata; Mammalia; Chiroptera; Phyllostomidae
Gene: CUEDC1
Product: CUE domain containing 1
Exons: 11
Coding region: 399-1574 (391 amino acids)
Molecular function (GO): ubiquitin binding
Source: RefSeq, a predicted model, not a curated record